Molecule: messenger RNA, 1396 nt
Organism: Salvelinus namaycush (lake trout)
Lineage: Eukaryota; Metazoa; Chordata; Actinopteri; Salmoniformes; Salmonidae
Product: zinc finger protein 527-like
Exons: 2
Coding region: 70-912 (280 amino acids)
Biological process (GO): regulation of transcription by RNA polymerase II
Cellular component (GO): nucleus
Molecular function (GO): DNA-binding transcription factor activity, RNA polymerase II-specific; RNA polymerase II cis-regulatory region sequence-specific DNA binding
Source: RefSeq, a predicted model, not a curated record
AUAUGUUCUAGAUUAGAUCUGCUAGGGCAAAGCAGACAGAGAAGUUUCAACAUUUCUUUUAUCGCCAAUAUGUCCAAACUACAGUUGUUGAAUGUGUUUGUCACCGAGCGUUUGUCGGCGACUGCUGUGGAGAUAUUCGGGGCCGUGGAGAAGACCAUUGCAGAGUUUCAGGAACUAAUCUUAUGUUCAGCAGAGGAGAACGAGCGUCUACGGAGGCUGUUGGCCAUGGUUAUCAAACCAGAGAUAAAGUUACACAAAGUUGACUUCCUGGAACUCACUCCAGUCGUUCCUCCUGAGCAGCAGAACUGUGAGCAGGAGUGGAGCCCCAGUCUGGGGCAGGAUGACCCAGAACCCACACAGAUUAAAGAGGAACAACAGGAGCUCAGACUCAGUCAGGAGGACCCACCUCAGCCCUCACAUCUUUACCAAAACCAAACUGUGGAUGACGGAGAGAGGGGUAUUCUACCUAUCAUCAUAACUGAAGAGAUCAAAACAGAACCUGAUGUAGAGGGCUACAGAGUACCAGAACUAACCAGUGAUCAGCCCUACUCAGUUCAUCCAGACUGCUCUGCUGCAGUGGAGAAAACAUAUCAGUGUAAACAAUGUGGCAACAGCUUCACACGUAAGGGACACUUGACCAUCCAUUCAAGGAUACACACUGGGGAGAAACCUUAUCAGUGCAAACAAUGUGGUAGAUGUUUCAAUGUUCUGAGUAACCUGAAACAGCAUAUGAGAAUACACACAGGACAGAAAUCUUAUCAAGAUAGAAUUGACAUUGCAUAUGAGAGUUCAUACAGGACAGAGACCAUACAGCUGUCCUGUAUGCAGGAAAAGUUACAUGGCAUUAAGCCAUUUAAGACGUCAUCAGAGCGUUCACACAGGGGAGAAACCUCAUCAGUGCAAAGAAUGUGACAAAUUCUUUAGUUAUAAAGGAAGCUUGAAGUUGCAUAUGAGCACUCACACAAAAGGGAUACAUAAUAUCACUGCAAUGAGUGCAGCAAAAGCUUCAGCCUGAAGUGAAAACAACAAAUUAUACUUCAUCAUUGUGGAUUUCUUGUUACAUCCAACUUUUAAAUUAAUGUUCUAUUUUCUGGCACGAGACAAAAAAACGAAUUGAGUUGUGUGUGUGGAGGGGGAAGCAUCACUCAGUGUCAGCUUUUUAAGAUGAAUCUAGCUCUCACUUUCAGGGACCUACCAUCCAGGACACUGCUGGCUUCAGGAAGUCCUCACCGCUGUAUUUAGCAUAGAGCACACACUUGGAUUUGUAAACAACAGGAGUUCUUAUUCAAUUGUUUAACAAUGACAUACAGGAUAUUUGGGCCACUAUCUUCUAUCUGUACUGACAACUGCAUGUUAGAAUAGUGAAGUACCCCAUCACACCUGUAUUGACUCAAUA